Thunnus maccoyii (southern bluefin tuna) is the source of this 1513-nucleotide messenger RNA. RefSeq names its product zona pellucida glycoprotein 3c (gene zp3c). The record is from RefSeq and is a predicted model, not a curated record. The transcript is spliced from 8 exons. NCBI's taxonomy places the organism in Eukaryota, Metazoa, Chordata, Actinopteri, Scombriformes, Scombridae. The coding region runs from base 69 to 1460 and encodes 463 amino acids. Gene Ontology annotation, biological process: binding of sperm to zona pellucida; egg coat formation; positive regulation of acrosome reaction. Gene Ontology annotation, cellular component: extracellular matrix. Gene Ontology annotation, molecular function: acrosin binding.
UCUUCUCUCAUGCACAACCUGUUUAGGUGAGGGGUCAGCUUCAGUGGGCGGUAGCCACCAGAGAGAAAAUGGGGCUGGUACAUGCUGGGCUUUUAUUCCUACUGUGUUGUUCUGCCUAUCGCUAUGCAUUUAGCAGUGGGGCUGGGUAUGGCCCCUUUGUGCAAGAUCCUGAAUUAGAGUGGGCGAGAAUGGAGACAGUGAUAGAUGAAGAAAGAACCCAAGCCCCUGCACCCAGAGCCCAAUUCAAAGAUGCGUUACCUGAAGCCAAGAAGGUUCCUCAGUACCGGAUUGUCUCAACCUCAAAGGACCAGAAAGCACUUUUCAAGCCAGAAAAGGGUUCCAGGCCCCUCCCUAACUCAGUCCAGUCUAUGUUGCUUGUGACUGCUGCUCCUGAAACUGAAGGUGGACAAACAACCCGACGAAAGUUGGUUGAAAUCUUGUGCCAUGUCGACAGAAUGUAUGUAAGAAUCAGGAGGGAGGUCUUUAAGACCACGGAUGCAUACAAAUAUUUGAAACUAGGCACCUGUCCUGUGAACCAAGGUACGAAAGCUCAUUACUACCUUCUGUACCUUCUGAGAAAUGACUGUGGAUACAAGAGAGAGAGUAAUGCAGAUUAUCUGUCCAUCAGCAAUGUUCUCCGCUACAAUCCAACUGGUCCCAUUUUAAGAGAAAUGCCCUUUAACAUUCCCCUGCAGUGUAAAUAUCCCAGGUUGUUUCACUCCUAUAAAGUUGGCUUCUAUCCCAUACUUAAAGGCGGCACAGUUUACAAAGCACUCCAACCAAAAAGUAGUUUCAUGCUCACUUCUCAAGAUGCAUCAGGGAAUGAAAUCACUGGGGCUAAAACCUACACCUUGGGACAGCUGAUGUACUUUGAGGCCAAGCGACCUGACAACACUGCAAGCUCUGGAGAUCAAAGGAUGUACAUCAACAAGUGCUUCAUGACAGCCUCCCAAGACCCCAACUCCAGUCCUAAAUAUGCAAUCAUUGAUAAUCAAGGUUGUAUGAUUGAUGGUAAGCUGAAUGCGCAGUCAAAGUUCCUCACUGGUUCCUCAAAGAUGACCCAGAGGUUCAGCGUGGGUGCCUUCAUUUUCAAGGACACGGCUUCCAGUUCCUCUUCAACACAGCAACUCUACAUGCACUGUGACAUCUCUUUGGGGAAACUUACUCCAACUCCAAGUUCGAAGGCUUGCAGUUAUGAUCCAGCUACCAAAAAGUGGAAGGAGCUAUACGGUGAUGACUCUGUGUGCGCCUGUUGUGAAUCAUCCUGCUCAUCAUCACAGCCUAGGGCUUCUAGAAAUAUGGUUUCCGGUCCCUCUUGGACGGUCGACUUGAGCAGGAAGGAUGGACCUGUGGAGUUUUACCCGCGGAUGAAAUCCCUUGACACAGACACAUUCAGCUUGGAGGACCCUGAUAUGGCAGAGCACAAAGACUUCCUAAACUACUGGGACCAUGACUACUGAAAUUCGUCAUGUGGAAGUGACCACAAUGUUGAAUAAAAUUGAUCAAUAUUUUA